AUGACAAAGGCUCAAGAAUGGCUAAAUGCCAAUGUCCCAAAUAUAAAUCAAAGAGGUCAAAUAGUUAAUUUGCAAAUAUAUGCUGGUACAGGAACCAAUUCCAACCAAAACAAUGCAUUUGUUUUUUAUAACACUAGCUUAGAAGAUGAAUUAAAUUUGAAUGAAUUUGUGAAUUUGCAACAAUUAUAUAUUUGUGGUAGCAACACAAAUCAAAGGCAAGCUUUAACUGGCUUGAAGGUUGAUAAAUGCGUAAAAUUAAAUCUUAUACAUAUUGUUUACACUAAUCUAGUUGAAUUAGAUUUGGAGAAAAAUUCAGCGUUAAAUAAUUUGAAUUGUAAUUAUAAUCAACUUGUUAAUUUGAACUUGGAGGGUAAUCCAGCUCUCCAAACCUUGAAUUGUCAAUUUAACAAACUUACAAGUAUUAAUGUAAGUAAGGCUGCUAUUACGAAUUUAUAUUGUCAAAAUAAUAAUCAAUUAAGUAGUUUGGAUUUAAGUAAGAAUACCAAAUUAGUUAAUCUUCAAAAGGAUGCUGGGACUGAUCUUUACACUACAUUUAUGGGCAAUUUAAAUGAAACAAUAGAAGAGUUGAAAAAGGAAAAGGAACAAGCCCAACGUCAAUUGAAAAGUUUAAUUGACAUAAUCAAACCUAAUAACAGUUUUGCCAAUACUAGUCUAAAAAGCGAAGUGGAAAAAAUUGAAGAGGAAAAUCUUACUCAGAAAUUGGAAAAUAUGAAGAUAGAAUUAGAAAAAUUAAUUGGCGAUGCAAAAAAGUAUCUGAAUGAAGAUCUACGGGAGUGGUUAGAAACUCUCCUAGAAGCUCAAUUAGAAAUAUUAAAAACUAAUAACCCCUUUGCUAAAAAGCAACUGGAAAAGGCUGAGAGAAUAUUAACUAAAGAGUUACCUGCUGAUGAAUUGAGGAAAAUUCUUGAUAAGCAAAAAGAAGUCAAAUCAUUAAGUGAAUCAAUGACUCAAUGA
Funneliformis geosporum is the source of this 975-nucleotide messenger RNA. The record is from the annotation of a GenBank genome assembly. NCBI's taxonomy places the organism in Eukaryota, Fungi, Glomeromycota, Glomeromycetes, Glomerales, Glomeraceae.